This is a messenger RNA of Kuraishia capsulata CBS 1993, 1179 nucleotides long. RefSeq lists its product as uncharacterized. The record is from RefSeq and is a predicted model, not a curated record. The transcript is spliced from 2 exons. NCBI's taxonomy places the organism in Eukaryota, Fungi, Ascomycota, Pichiomycetes, Pichiales, Pichiaceae. Gene Ontology annotation, cellular component: GID complex; cytoplasm; nucleus. Bases 1 to 1179 code for a protein of 392 amino acids. Gene Ontology annotation, molecular function: ubiquitin protein ligase activity. Gene Ontology annotation, biological process: proteasome-mediated ubiquitin-dependent protein catabolic process.
AUGAGUGCACAAUACGCCAUUCUAAAAGAAGAAAUUGAUAGGUUUGCUGCAAAUAAGGCACUAGACCAAUGUAUUGGUGAUUCUCAGAGCCUUCUGGACUCGCUGCGGCUUAUGGAAGCGAGUCUGGUGGAUGGCAAAGAUGUUUCUUCUCCAUUGCUGGCUAAGCAAGUCAAGUCCUGGAGUGACAAAACUUUGAAGAACGAAAAGUCGGUGAACACUGCGAUAAAGCGAUACGGAAAGGCGUUCGACAGAACCUUCAACUUCAACUACGGAGAAGUUUACAAUUACAAGAUACCACAGGGACAGUCGAAUCGUCUCCUGAUUGAUAGAGCGGUCAUAAUGCACCUUUUAAGAAAUGGAGACUUUGACGUUGCAGAGGCUGUGGGGGCCGAGGAUGGGAUGACGAUUCCGCGCUCGUUAAUGGAGAGAUUUGAGGAAUUGCACGCCAUUUCUACGACUCUCAUCAAAGAUGGGGAUCUUGAUAAGGCGAUUGCUUGGGCGAAACAGAAUUCGGAAAGGCUGGAGGCCAUAGGGUCCGACCUAGAGUUCAAUCUACACAAGCUGCAGUUUGUGAAGCUCUACAAUGGUACCCAGGAUUACCCAUUCGCUGCGUAUUCGUAUGCCAAACGCAAUUUUCCUACCUUUGGAGCCACUCAUCUGGAGACGAUUUCGAAGCUGGUCUCGUCCAUCCUGUACGCCCCAACUGACACAGAUUCGCCCUACCGGUCCAUGACAGAGUUCCAGGAAGUAUCCUUCAACUCGAUAUUCCAUCAAUUAUCCCAAGAUUAUUGCUCAUUGAUAGGACUCUCUUCUGAGAGUCCCUUAUACGUUUCGCUGCUCACGAGCUAUGUCGCUCUGCCCAACUUCGUGAAGUACAACAACAUCCUCAAGAACUCGGGUGGUCGUCUGGACUGGACCACCAAGACAGAGCUUCCUUUUGAAAUCAACCUCCCAUCCGAGUUGCAGUUCCAUUCCAUUUUUAUCUGUCCUGUGUCAAGAGAAGAGACUACCCUGGCCAACCCUCCGAUGCUACUUCCCUGCAAACACAUUCUUUCCAAAGACAGUCUCGAUAGACUCGCUCGGAGUAGUUCCAGCUUCAAAUGCCCCUACUGCCCUUCUACCAGCCUUGCUUCCCAGGCCCAACAGGUGAAUUUCGUGUCUCUAUCAGAGUACAGAUAA